UAAGAUGCUGUCAAGGUUUGUCAUCGCUUUCCUCCCAUGAUUAGCACAUGAUUAUUAUUCCUUGGGGAUAUAGAGGAACAGCAUACAAGCUGCGCGGAUACUUGACAGAUACUUGGCCUUUAACACAGUAUAAAAAAUAAGUCUUCAAGCUAAGUAAAGGUUAAAUAGAUAGAGCGCCGCAAGCCUAGAGCAGCUGGGAAGGAGGGGGAUAGGGAGGAGGUGGGUGAGAGGGGCGGGGACAUGCAAAUAGGGAACUCCCUUCCUGUUCUGUCAUUGGGCGGAGCGCCAAAAGGGGGGCUUUGAGGAGCUUUAAUAGAAGCAGCCGCUGGAAGAGCAGAAUUUGGGGGAGGCUGGUGCAGAAGAGCGCAAAGGAGAGAGCCGGCUGAUGGUGACUGAAAUCAUCCCUCAGAGUUUUGCCUCAUAGAAGAGCAUCAUGCAGAGAAAUCCAGAAGGCGCUGUCAUUGUGGGCCGGAACCCCUUGCAGUACUCUAUUCACAAUAAGACUGAAGACGAGGACUCCUGCAGCAGGAGUGAACUGCAGAUGUUCAAUGCUGAGUAUUCCGCAGAACUGGACCCCCUCGAUGCAUUCAGAAGAGGUGGCGAGAGUCUUUCGCCUUGCCUCGAAGAGGACGUGCUCUUUCAUUAUCAGCAGAAACCAGAGACUCAACAGACAAGCUGCCUUCUGGAGGCAGCAGGGAUGUCUGGCUCUUACUGGGGAAGAUUUCGGGACCUCAGCAAAACAGCCAGCCAGCAGAUAGUGGCCCCGGGUGAGACUGAAGAGGAAGGGAUCGAGUGUCCCGCCGAAGGGAACUGGCGGCCAGAUUUUGUGAUCGGCAGGAGAAGCCCUCAGAAACCGGACAAGCCAUAUCGGUGCUCCGAGUGUGGCAAAAGCUUCAGCGUGAGCUCCGACAUCAUCCGACACCAGAGGAUCCACACGGGAGAGAAGCCGUACAAGUGCUCGACCUGCGGGAAAGGGUUCAACCAGAACUCCCACCUCACUGCCCACCAGAGAACGCACACUGGGGAAAAACCGUACGGGUGCUGGGAGUGUGGGAAAAGCUUCAGCUUGAGCUCCGACUUCACAAGGCACCAGAGGAUCCACACGGGGGCAAAGCCCUACAAGUGUUCAGAGUGCGGGAAGGCCUUCAUUCAAAAAUCGCACUAUAUUACCCACAGGAGAAACCACACCGGGGAAAAUCCGUAUAAAUGCUCCGAGUGUGGGAGAGGAUUCACCUCCAGCACGCUCCUGAUCCGACACCAGAGGAUCCACACAGGCGAGAAGCCCUUCAAAUGCUUGUUUUGCGAGAAAAGGUUCUGCGCCAGCUCGAACCUGGUCACCCACAUGCGCACGCACACGGGGGAGAGGCCCUUCCAGUGCCUGGAAUGUGGGAAAAGCUUCAGCCAGAAAUCGACCCUGGUGGCGCACGAGCGGACCCACACGGGCGAGAAACCGUUCAAAUGCUGGUGCGACAAAAUGUUCAGCAAGAGCUCGGACCUCCUCGCUCACGAACGAACGCACACCGGAGAGAAACCAUACAUGUGCCAAAGUUGCGGCAAAAGCUUCCGCACAAGCUCCCAUCUUAUAAGGCACCAGCGGAUUCACACAGGGGAGAAGCCGUAUAAAUGUUCCCAGUGCGAAAGAAGCUUCAGCGCGAGUUCGCACCUCCUCAGACAUCAGAAAAUCCACUUGGGGGGAAACAGGCCCGACCAGGGAUGGCAUGGCAACCUCUGCUUCCUGCUCCGCCUCUGGGUACAAAGCGCACCCUAUCAGCUUCUGGCUUGGGCCAUCAAUGGCACCGCCUCUUCCCCUCCGCUUCCAAAGCACUUGGGUUUGCCUUGCUUUCAGGUGAUGGGAGAAUUAAACAGAGCACCAGCUGAGUCCCUUGGGGUAGAGAAGGUUCUACCAGACCACAGACAGAAGCCACCAUUCAGAUGGAUUGUUCAGGAGAGCGAUGGAGCUGCCACCUCCCUGGGUAGCAAAAUGAUCUUGGAACAGAGUUCAUGGCCUUCUUGGGGAGAAAGCAUGGAAAUGGUGGCUUUAGAGGGUCCGGUGACCUUUGAGGAGGUGGCCGUGGACUUCACCGAGGAGGAGUGGGCACUGCUGGAUCCUGACCAGAAGGCUUUGCACAGAGAGGUCAUGGCGGAGAAUUCUGCUAACCUGGCUUCAGUCGAAGCACUUUUGGGUCCCAAGCCUGAACCCAUUUCCUGGCUUGGAAGAAAAGGGGAUCAGUUCUUAAGGGAUUACAAAGACUGCAAGAACCCCACAGUGUACAAGUUGGAGAGAGAAGGUAAGCUGCAGAAAAUGCCAGGAAACCAAAAGCUAGGAGGACCGUCUUCUGACUGCAGCGGUACAGAGUUUUCUGAAACACCAGGGCAAGAGAAGUGUCAUCUAGGAAAUGAAACCUUCACAAGGAAGAAACCAUUUAGAUGCUCAGAGUGUGAAAAAGUUUUCAGUCAGUACAGCGCUCUUAUUGAUCACCAGAGGAUUCACACGGGAGAGAAACUAUAUAAAUACUUAGAUUGUCGGAGAAGCUUCAGCCAUAUCUGUGACUUUGUUACCCAUCAAAAAACACACAGCAGUGAGAAGCUGUUCAAAUUUCCCAAGUGUGGAAAAAGCUUCAACAGGAAAUGUGCCCUGAUGGAUCAUCAGAGGAUCCAUACUGGGGAGAAACCUUACAAAUGCUUGGAGUGUGGAAAGGUUUUUAGUCAAAGCAGUUGCUUCACUACCGAUCAAAAAUCCUGCACAGGGGGGAAACCAUUUCAGUGCUUGGAGUGCAGAGAAAGAUUUGGUCAGAGUUGGAGUCUUACUGAACAUCAGAGAAUCCCCACUGGAAAAAAACUAUUUAGAUGCCCAGAAUGUGGGAAAGGCUUCAAGUGGAACUGUGCCCUUAAAGUUCAUGAACGAAUCCAUACUGGAGAAAAACCCUAUCAAUGCUCAGAAUGCGGAAAGAGCUUCAGUUGGAGCGGUAGCUUUGAUUCUCAUCAAAAAACUCAUACCGAUGAAAGACCAUUUGAAUGUGUAGAGUGUGGAAAGACUUUUAGGCAGAACAGUAGCCUUCAUUGCCAUCAAAGAAUCCAUACCGGGGAGAAGCCCUUUCAGUGCUCAGAGUGUGGAAAGAGCUUCCGAAGCAGCAGUAGCGUUGCUCGCCACCAGAGAAUCCACAGAGGUGAGAAACCCUAUGAAUGCCUGGAAUGUGGGAAGCGCUUUACCCAGAAAGGUAGCCUCAUUUACCAUCAAAGAAUUCACACAAGGGAGAAACCCUUUGAAUGCUUAGCAUGUGGGGAGAGCUUCAGCGAAAGCAGCAGCCUGACAAAACACCAACGAAUCCACACUGGGGAGAAACCGUAUAAAUGCUCGGUGUGUGGGAAGAGCUUUGCUCACAACAGUAAACUCACCGAACAUCAAAGGAUCCACACCGGAGAGAAACCCUAUCAGUGCUCAGAGUGUGGGAAAAGUUUCACGCAAAGCAGUACCCUGACAGUCCACAAAAAGACUCACACGUUUAAGCCGUUUAAAUGCCUGGAGUGCGGAAAGAACUUCCGUUCUGGUGAAAAUUUGGCUUUUCACAUUGGAAUCCACGCAGCGGGAGCUAAGCAGUUACCAGAGAACUCCACGCCAUGUUAGGAGUAGUGGGCACAGUUGGGAUGUUGAGAAGGUAUCAUGGGGGCCAUCGCAACAGACGUGUGGUGAGGAGUCCACGUUGUCACACCACACCCAAUUCCCAGAAUGCCAGACUGAGGAGGCUGGAAAACCACUUGUCCAAGAAUGCUGUGUCGGGAACUGACCCCAAACACAGAAAACCAUUCCUCUGAAUCUACAGUUUUCCGAUGUAAAAGCUUACCUUUAUAAAACAAAGG
Pogona vitticeps (central bearded dragon) is the source of this 3858-nucleotide messenger RNA. The record is from RefSeq and is a predicted model, not a curated record. NCBI's taxonomy places the organism in Eukaryota, Metazoa, Chordata, Lepidosauria, Squamata, Agamidae.